Messenger RNA from Prunus mume (Japanese apricot), 1341 nucleotides. Lineage: Eukaryota; Viridiplantae; Streptophyta; Magnoliopsida; Rosales; Rosaceae. The record is from RefSeq and is a predicted model, not a curated record.
AUGGAUUCAACCACUAAUGAAGGUGCUUCUUCUUCUUCUUCUUCUUCUUUCACCAAUUCAUGGACCCACGAUGUGUUUCUCAGCUUUAGAGGUGAGGACACACGCUACAAUUUCACAGACCAUCUGCACAAAAAUUUGGUCCAGAGGGGCAUCAGAACCUUCAUAGAUGAUGAGCUCCCAAGAGGAGAAGAAAUAUCACAAGCACUUCUUGAUGCCAUUGAAGGGUCGAGGUGUUCCAUCAUCGUAUUCUCUGAAAACUAUGCAUCCUCGAAGUGGUGCUUGGAUGAACUUGUUCAUAUCAUUCAGUGUAGAAAAUCAAAGCAACAGAAGGUUUGGCCAGUUUUCUACAAAGUGGAUCCCUCAGAUGUAAAACAGAAACUUACUAACCAUGAUGAAAGUAAAUUCGAGGACAAUAUGAAGAAGGUGCUGAGAUGGAAGGAAACCCUUACAGAAGCUGCAAAUUUGUCUGGGUCGCAUUACUUGGAGGGCCGUGAAACUGAAUUUAUUCAGAACAUUGUCAACAAGAUUUCCUUACAAGUAUUAAAUGAUACCCAUAUCAAUGUGGCAAAAUACCAAGUCGGAAUAGAGGCUCGUGUACGAGAUCUUCAUAAAGUUUUAGAUGUUUACGGAAAUGAUGUUCGCAUGGUAGGAAUAUGGGGGACUGGUGGAAUAGGAAAGACAACUGUUGCUAAAGCUGUUUAUAACUCACUAGCCCAUGUGUUUGAAGGGAGUUGUUUUCUGGAAAAUGUAAGAGAAAGAUCAAUACCAUAUGGUGGCCUAGUCGACCUACAAAAUCUUCUUCUUGAUGAGAUUCUAUGGGGAAAGGAAACAAAGGUUACCAGUGCCGAUAAAGUAAUCAAUGUGAUAAAGGAAAGGUUGAGUCGUAAAAAGGUCCUUGUAAUUGUAGAUGAUGUGGAUCAUUUGGACCAGUUAAACAACUUAGUUGGAGGUUGCGAUUGGUUUGGUUUGGGCAGUAGAAUCAUCAUAACGACAAGAGAUAAGCAUUUGCUAACUUCUCAUCAAGUUAGUAUAAUAUACAAGGCCAAGAAAUUAAACUUUGGUGAAUCUCUUGAUCUCUUCAUUAGUUGGAAUGGUGGGAGAAAUAAAAAUUUGGAUGAUGAUUAUAUGAAAGCUGCAGAAAUUGUGGUGAAGCAUUGUCAAGGUCUUCCUUUAGCUCUCAAGGUUUUAGGUUCUCAUCUAUGUGGUAGAAGUAUAGAUGAGUGGCAUGAUGCAUUGGAUGGGAAUCUGCACUCGGACAUUAAAAAAACUCUCAAAAUAAGCUAUGAUGCAUUGGAAUAUUCGAAAGGUGUACGAUGUGAUACCAAUCCUGGAAGGUUGUGA